AUGGCCGAGUGCUGGUAUGCCUCUUUGCCUUGUACACCUGAGCAAAAACUGAAGGGUACAAUUUCUUUGCUUCACGAUGAGGGGAAGUAUGUAGGCGUGAGCUAUGUAAAUGGUCAUAGGCGUGAGUUUAUGAAUCUCACGCAAGAAGAUAGGACUGUGGCCAAGUAUGAGACCCAAUUUCUGAGACUAAGCUGCUAUGUUCGAGGGAUGGUGGCAUUGGAGUACAAAAAGUGUGUUCGAUUUGAGGAUGGUUUGAAGAAUAAUCUGAGAGUAUUGAUUGCUCUACAGAGGGAGCGAGAGUUUGUUGUUCUAGUCAACAAGGCGAAGAUCACCGAAGAGGUUAAGCACGUGGAGCGCCAGAAUCAAGAUCAAGAGAGGGGCAAGAAUAAGAGGGAUUUGGAGCCCUCUAAUUCUACUCAGAGGCCUAAGAAAUGA
Messenger RNA from Gossypium raimondii (Peruvian cotton), 435 nucleotides. RefSeq lists its product as uncharacterized. The record is from RefSeq and is a predicted model, not a curated record. Bases 1 to 435 code for a protein of 144 amino acids. The transcript has 2 exons. NCBI's taxonomy places the organism in Eukaryota, Viridiplantae, Streptophyta, Magnoliopsida, Malvales, Malvaceae.